Candoia aspera is the source of this 627-nucleotide messenger RNA. It is a transcript of the gene APOC1, whose product is annotated as apolipoprotein C1. Gene Ontology annotation, molecular function: fatty acid binding; phospholipase inhibitor activity. Gene Ontology annotation, biological process: lipoprotein metabolic process; very-low-density lipoprotein particle clearance; negative regulation of very-low-density lipoprotein particle clearance. The transcript is spliced from 4 exons. The record is from RefSeq and is a predicted model, not a curated record. NCBI's taxonomy places the organism in Eukaryota, Metazoa, Chordata, Lepidosauria, Squamata, Candoiidae. Bases 147 to 431 code for a protein of 94 amino acids. Gene Ontology annotation, cellular component: very-low-density lipoprotein particle; extracellular region; high-density lipoprotein particle.
AAUAAAAACCGUCGGGUCAGGUUUUACGCCUGCCGGGGGCCGAUGACGGAAGCAGAGUGGCAGGUUUAUAGGAAGCAGCAGUGGGAUGGGAAUUCAGAUUCCACCUCGGAAUAUUGUCUCUGCUCCCAGCCACAAGAGGUACAACCAUGAAACUGGGGGUCUCUAUUGCAGUGGUCCUGAUGGCUCUGUCUGUGGCUGUGGCAGAUUCCACUGAAAAUGGAGGGAAAGAGCCCACCAUGGCCCAGAAGUUUGAGAAGUUCCAGCAGGACAUCCAGACUUUUGUUGACAACCUUGGCGAGAAGACCAGAGCUGCCUUUCGUGACCUCCACAACACUGAAUUCAGCAACAAAACCAGGGACUGGCUUUCUAAGACCUUCCAGAAGUUGAAGGACGAAUUCGAGGCCAUAACCUCCAGUGAGGGGUCUGACUGAAUGCCCCAAUUCCUUGCGUCCAUCAGUGAUGGGAGGGAGGAUGCUCAUAUAAUCCCAACAUAGCAGUGGAAAAACAUCCAAAGAGGUGUUGACCAGAUGCCCCAACCUUUCAUUUUCUACCUUCUUUGUCUGCAGCCGUCUAUUUUUACUUGCAAUCCAUUGUUAGACAUCAAUAAAGAGAAAAAUCUUAGUAAGA